GGGAGAGCCAUUUCCCUCCUUCUCACACGUAAGCCAUCACACGUACUUCACCACACAUUCACAGGGGUCAUAUUGAAUCGAAGUUUGACUCCUCAGAGUCUCCCUUUGCAGAAAAUCAGCGAUGGCGACCAAUCCGAGCCGAGAAGUGCCCCAGCUGUCGGGCACACUCAACCCCCCGGCAGGCGACAGAAUCCACCCCCCUCUAGCCACCUCAGCGUCCACGGCCCCGCCGGGCUCACCGCAGGCGGCCCACACGCAGUCCAAUGAAGUGGCUCUCGACAUGGAGCAGGUCAGAGGGGAUUCCCAUGCGGCAGAGGAGCGCCACGAAGAGAAGGAGAAGCGUAGCAAGCACAGCAAGCACAGCAAGAGGGACAGCACCAACCCGGGGGGCAGCCGCCAGUCAGCGGAGAUCUUUCCGUCGCGUGCGUCUGAGGAUGGGGCGCGCCGCAGCACCGGUGGUGGUGUGAUGGAGCUGCCCGAUAUGCAGGCCCUGCAGAACCAAAUCAUGGAGCAGGAGGGAGAACUCAUCUGCCUCAAGGUCAAGGGAAACAGAGAGAGACACCGUAUUUGGUCCACAUUUGUCUGGCUUCUUCUCCGUGUGUGUCCCCUGUGUGUGUGCAGUGGAUGUUGCUGGUGUCUCUUUUGAUUCCUUUUGUGGGCUGCUGCGUGUGUCUGUUCAACCAGAGCGGCAGCCCCGACACGCCCCCCAAGGUCAAGAGGCUCGUCAUGCUCAACCUGGUCUUCUCCAUCCUCAACGCCAUAAUCCUAUUCGCACUCAAUGUCGUACUCGCUCUGCUGCUCAGAAAUUGACACACAUAUGGACGACUCACACAGGAAAUGAUGAGUGCCGCAUGCGUGUUCUUGUUCGGUCGUCUGCGAGAAAGACUGCGGCGAGCGGUAGGUAGGAAAGUAGGUAUUUGUAGGCAUUUAGAGGUGUAGUCAGUGCCCGCGUGCCGAUGGUGGGGGAUUGGUUUGGUUCGGUUUGGUUUGCAACAGUGAGCCGGUUGGGUGAGCAUAUGGCUCAUGGUGCGUGAAUGAAUGAAUGAAUGGAUUGAUGCGUACGGGAACAUUUAUAGAUAAAUUGAUUGAAUGCAU
Molecule: messenger RNA, 1095 nt
Organism: Vitrella brassicaformis
Lineage: Eukaryota; Vitrellaceae
Source: the annotation of a GenBank genome assembly